ACCAGGAUGAUGAACCCAUCAUCAUCGUCAUCGUCAUCAUCAUCCCCAAUUAGCCAGCCGACCCAACCCUAAUUUCGACCCCAAUGGCAUUCGCGGCUGCUGCUAUACCUAAUAGUGCUAGUUUCUGUAUCACAGCCUCUCACUUCUUCUUCCCCUCUUUGAGAUUGAGAUCUCAAUGUUGUUUCCGCCGACGCGUAUUCACUCUGAUCAACAAUCAUCGACGCAGUAGGAUACCCUGUGGAAGCAAAAGUACACAUCUCCUACCUCCCUCACUCUCCCCAUGUGUUAGUAAUAGCACAAGAUUCCCCUUGUCAUGUUACUGCACGGUGAAUGAAAUGCAAAAUACCGUAGAAUCUACGUUGGGUGGGGAUGAUAUCGAUAGUGAUGUAAGGAAAGCGGCCAAUGCUCUGGAUCUAAGGGUCGGGAAAAUCCUCAAGGCUUGGAGACACGAGGAGGCGGAUACCCUCUAUGUCGAGGAGGUGGACAUCGGUGAACCCGAGCCUAGAACCAUAUGCAGUGGCUUAGUCAAAUAUAUUCCCCUUCACCUUCUCCAGGAUAAAAAUGUAAUUGUUCUUGCUAAUCUAAAGCCUAGAAAUAUGCGUGGUGUGAAAUCUUUUGGCAUGCUGAUGGCAGCUUCUGAUGCCACACAUGAGAAUGUGGAGCUCCUUGUGCCACCCGCGGGUGCAGUCCCAGGUGAAAGGGUAUGGUUUGGUUCGGCAGAUGAAAAAGAUUAUCCUCCUCAGAUUGAGAUUGCUUCUCCAAACCAGGUUCAGAAGAAAAAAAUUUGGGAAUUAGUACAACCUCACCUAAAAACAGAUGACUCGUGUGUUGCAAUGCUUGGCAUGGGCCACCAAAUGCGAACCGCAGCUGGUGUGGUGACAUGCGAAUCCCUGAAGAAUGCCAAGAUAUCCUAGUACUUCCCAUGAAAUUUUCUACUUCAAAUUUGCUAUUAUUCUGCUACGGCAGCUGGUGGUGCUAUGGCAAACAUAUGCUUGAUGGCCCAUCUUUGAAGCAAUAGCAGAGGGGCAUUUCGACUUUCACCAUAUCCUUUGCAGCCCUCUUCUUGCUAUGGUAAUGGCGGGUUCCAGUUACACAGGACCUUCUAUGAAUCCUGCUAAAGUAAGCAAUCACCUUUCAUAUAUUAUUUGAAUUUAAUUUGGUAUCAGAAAUCUUUGUUUGAUCUCUAUAUAUGCAGUAUUGGCAUAAAUUAGAAAUGAUACUGGAAUAGAAAAAUAUACUUUUCAGAAUAAUUCCACUGGAUUUAACAACUAUCUUGUUGAAAAUAUAUUGGCUACUCCAAUGUGAUAUCUUGACAAGAUAGUUGGCCCAUUAAUUGAAUUUAAGAUCUAGUUUACUGCUGA
This is a messenger RNA of Andrographis paniculata, 1361 nucleotides long. RefSeq lists its product as uncharacterized. The record is from RefSeq and is a predicted model, not a curated record. Gene Ontology annotation, molecular function: tRNA binding. Bases 84 to 914 code for a protein of 276 amino acids. Lineage: Eukaryota; Viridiplantae; Streptophyta; Magnoliopsida; Lamiales; Acanthaceae. The transcript has 4 exons.